Carassius gibelio (silver crucian carp) is the source of this 2670-nucleotide messenger RNA. RefSeq lists its product as uncharacterized. Lineage: Eukaryota; Metazoa; Chordata; Actinopteri; Cypriniformes; Cyprinidae. The record is from RefSeq and is a predicted model, not a curated record. Gene Ontology annotation, molecular function: nucleic acid binding. Gene Ontology annotation, biological process: DNA integration. The coding region runs from base 1 to 2595 and encodes 864 amino acids. The transcript has 2 exons.
AUGCAUGCUGAAGAGCCGGAGCUGGAAAUGUUUUCCAUGUUAAGUGAUACUGAGAAACAGUCUUUCCGAGUAAAUUUUACUGUGAAUCAGCAGGAUUUAUUGAUGGAGAUUGAUACAGGAGCGGCUGUAAGCAUCAUUUCACAACAAGAGUAUAGACGAUCGUUUGCCCAUUUGCCACUGGAGGGAGCUAGAGUCAAGUUAAAGACCUACACCGGUGAAUGCAUUCCAGUGUUGGGUCAAUUCACGGCUACUGUACAAUAUGAGGAUCAAGUGAAUGAGUUACCACUGAUCGUAGUCAAAGGGAAUGGUCCAAACCUGUGUGGGAGAAACUGGCUUCAGAAAGUAAAACUGAAUUGGAAGAUAAUUCGACAUGUGAGUAAGCAGCCUGGGUCCAUUCAAGAAGUGCUGGACAAAUAUAGUGAAGUCUUUAAGGAUGAGCUGGGCACUUUAAAGGACACUAAAGCCACUAUUUCAGUGAAACCAGAUGUGCCACCCAAGUUUUUUAAAAGUCGUCCUCUUCCUUUUGCUAUGAAAGAGCGUGUGGAGAAGGAAAUUGAUAGACUGGAAAAAGCUAAUGUUAUAUCCCCAGUAAAAUACAGCGAGUGGGCUGCUCCAGUUGUUCCUGUUAUAAAAAAAGAUUCCACAAUUCGCUUAUGCGGAGACUACAAAGUCACUGUUAAUCAAGCUGCCAACACUGAAGUGUAUCCCUUGCCACGGAUCGAGGAAGUGUUAGCCACUUUGAGUGGAGGGAAGUUGUUUUCCAAGAUUGACUUGGCACAAGCAUAUCAACAAGUCGUGCUGGAUAAUGAUUCUAAGAAGUAUACGACAAUCAACACUCACAAGGGAUUAUAUGUGUAUAAUCGUCUUGCUUUUGGCAUCAGUUCAGCCCCUUCCAUUUUUCAACGAAUAAUGGAAAAUUUGAUGAAAGAUCUGAAAGUAAUUGUGUAUUUGGACGAUUUGUUGAUCACAGGUAAAGAUGAGCAAGAACAUCUAACAAACAUUUGCAAAGUCUUACAGCGUCUUCAAGAAUCAGGCUUAAGAGUAAAGAAAUGUAAAUGGGAGUGGGGACAAACAAGGAUUGAGUACCUGGGUCAUGUGAUCGAUGAAAAAGGGGUGUAUCCGACAAAAGACAAGGUAAAAGCUAUUCAAGAUGCGCCAGCACCAUCAAAUGUGAAAGAACUACGAGCUUUUUUAGGUUUGGUAAAAUAUUAUGGACGCUUUGUACCACAGCAGAGCACAGUGUUGGCACCACUGUAUAGACUGUUGAAAGAACAAACUGCUUGGUGCUGGGGGAAAAAGGAACAAGGUGCUUUUAGUAGAUGUAAAGAAUUGCUCACCAGUGACAAAGUGCUAGUAUACUAUGAUCCACAACUGCCUUUGACUUUAGCAUGUGAUGCUUCCGCUUAUGGAAUUGGUGCGGUGCUUCAGCACAUCAUGCCAAAUGGUGACGAGCAUCCCAUUGCAUAUGCUUCACGUACUUUGUCCCCUGCUGAAAAGAAAUAUUCACAGAUUGAGAAGGAAGCUUUGAGUGUGAUCUAUGGAGUUAAAAAAUUCCAUCAGUAUCUUUGGGGAAGAUCUUUUAAUUUGAUAACUGAUCAUAGACCAUUAGUGACUCUGUUUGGUGAACAUAAGCAUUUCCCAAUGAUGGCAGCUGCUCGCAUUCAGCGGUGGGCGAUAAUUUUGUCGGCACAUGAUUAUCAUAUCAUGUAUCGCAAGGCAGAAGAUCAUGGAAAUGCAGAUGGCUUGUCACGAAUUCCAUUACCUGAAAUUACCGAUGUAGGAACAGAAGCCAUUUCAGCAAAUAUCAACACACUUUUGACAAACCAUCUUCAAGAAGCUCCUCUAAAUGCAGCACAGAUUGCCAGAAUGACAAGAACAGAUCAAGAACUUUCUAAAGUGUUUCGUUAUGUCAUGGAAGGUUGGCCAAUUGAAGUGUCAGAUGAUUUGAAAGUAUUCUACGCGAAAAGAGAUGAACUGUCAGUAGAACAGGGAUGUCUGCUAUGGGGCACACGAGUGAUUGUACCAUUCAAAUUUCGAAAAUCAGUGUUACAGGAAAUUCACUCAGGACACCCUGGCAUUGUUAAAAUGAAAGCUCUGACUUGUAAAUACGUGUGGUGGCCUAAAAUUGAUACGGAUAUAGAAAGAGUUUGCAAGGAGUGUCAAAUCUGUCAACAAGAACAAAGAAUGCCAAGUCACGUCCCUCUUCAUCCUUGGGAAUUCCCGGGUGAGUGUUGGAAAAGGUUGCAUGUGGAUUUUGCUGGUCCGUUCUUGAACAACAUGUUUAUGAUCAUUGUUGAUGCUCAUUCUAAAUGGUUGGAAGUUUUUCGUAUGUCACAGAUUACUUCUCAAGCUACUAUUACCAGAUUGAAGAGAUUGUUUUCUGCAUAUGGAUUACCUGAACAAAUCGUGACUGAUAAUGCAACUACUUUUACUUCUGAUGAAUUCCAAAGAUUUGUGAAGCAGAAUGGUAUUAUGCAUACCAGAAGUGCACCAAAACACCCAGCAACAAAUGGUUUGGCAGAAAGAUAUGUCCAGACGUUCAAGAGGGAGACACAUCCGCACCAGGCUGGACUUCCUGAAACCAAACAUUCAUGAGACGGUUCGCAGAAAACAGUAUUUGCAGAAAAAUCAACAUGACUAUCGGGCAAGAGAGAGAUCCUUUGCUGUGGA